AUGAGGAAAGGAGGCUCAGAGAGGGAUUGGAACCAGCAGACCUUCGACUAUCUCCUGAGCCGUGUCCAUUCUCCCAACGCCGCAAGCGUGGGCCUGGCCCUAGUCUCAGGCUACAACCUCUUCCAUGAAGCUAUUCCGGAUCCCUCGUGGAAGAACACAGUUCUGGGAUUUCGGACGCUGACUCCCAGGGACCUGGACAUGUUCCCUGAUUACAGGUUAACUGAGAGGGGAGUGAAAUUCUUCCAGAAGAAGGUGGAGUCUUUUGAGGAGGUAGCAAGAGGAGGUGCCGAUGUAAUUAUCAACUGCACCGGGGUGUGGGCUGGGUCAUUGCAACCGGACCCCCUGCUGCAGCCAGGCCGGGGACAGAUCAUUAAGGUGGAUGCCCCUUGGAUGAAGCACUUCAUUAUCACCCAUGACCCAGAGAAAGGCAUCUACAAGUCCCCGUACAUCAUCCCAGGGAUCCAGGCAGUGACUCUUGGAGGCAUCUUUCAGCUGGGGAACUGGAGCGAGGUAAACAACAUCCAGGACCACAACACCAUCUGGGAAGGCUGCUGCAGACUGGAGCCCACACUGCAGGAUGCAAAAAUUGUUGCUGAGUUGACUGGCCUCCGGCCGGUGCGCCCCCAGAUUCGGCUAGAAAGAGAACAGCUUCGUUUUGCAUCUUCAAACACAGAGGUCAUCCACAACUAUGGCCAUGGAGGCUACGGGCUCACUAUCCACUGGGGCUGUGCCCUGGAGGCAGCCAAGCUCUUUGGGAAAGUUCUGGAAGAAAGGAAGUUGCUCAAGAUGCCGCCACCUCACCUCUGA
Molecule: messenger RNA, 807 nt
Organism: Puma concolor (puma)
Lineage: Eukaryota; Metazoa; Chordata; Mammalia; Carnivora; Felidae
Source: RefSeq, a predicted model, not a curated record